AUGAGUAGCUCAGAAGAAUUGUCACAGUAUGAGGAAACAUCAACUAAAACGUCUAAAUCUUUGCAACAUAGUGAUAUAUCGGUGAUUCCACGAGAUAUGUACGGUUUGUAUGGAGUGCAUGUGAGCAAUCUUCCCUCGGACACCUCUGAGAAACUUCUCCACAAGACGUUCUCUUCUGUUGGUAAAGUAGCUGUUUGUAAAGUUAUGGAUCCAAAGACGCGUCCGGGAAGUCCUUUUCCUACUUACGCAUUUGUCAAAUUUUCAAGCAGAGAAGAAGCCUUUGAUGCAUUGUCAAAGUUUAAUGGUUACACACUCAAUGAUAGCAUCUUGGCUGUCAGACCUGCUUAUAUUUCCGAAAGAAUUAAAAAGUUUCAACCACAGAAACAUCGCCGCACGGACAGGAUUUCUAACAAAAGCGAAAUUAAUGGAAAUGCUGAUAGAGAGAAAGAAACUCCGAAAUCUUAUGUGAUGAAUUCGUCUGACUGCCGAUUGAGGGAUGGCAGGCUGCAAGAAGGUGAUGUUAUUGUAUAUAAUGGAACUUCCAUUAAAUCGUCUCCAACGAAGGGAUAUACCGGACAAGAAGUGGCUCCGCGGUUUAGAAAAAGUUCCUCACUCGAUGAUGCUUUAGAUAACUCAGAAAAAUUUCAAGUCGUUUCACCAGAGGUACCAUCUAAUUCAGCAGUUCAAGCACACCAAAAAUCAAAUGAUGAUCGAUCAGGAAUUUCUGUUGAACAAACAUCAGACAACACUGACAGCCGUUCAAACACAUCUUCAUCAGCAUUUCAUUUAUAUCAAGGGUCAUCGGGAAUGCAAAAGCGUUUACAAACCACUGGUAACGUUCAACAUCAUAGACCAGUGAAGAAUGGAUUUACACAAAUGAACUCAGAUCUUUCACAUCUGCGGCUUUCUCCCUCAAGUCAUCGUAGUUCAGAAAAUUACCAUCAGGGAGGUGAAGCCUUGUCAAGGAGGGAUGAUGUACACCAAGGUGCACCUGUUUGGGUUCCAUCUCCACCUGGAAAUAUUGGAGUUACUUUCUCCAGCAAUAGAAACAAGCCAGCUAAUAGCCCAAGGAGGAGCUGCCAAUCGAGUUUCAGUGUAGCUACCUGGAGCACUACAGAUGUGGUGCAAUUCUUUUGUAAUACUGACUGUGCUGAGUAUGCAGGAUUCUUUCAAGAGCAGGAGAUUGACGGCAGGGCUUUGAUGUUGUUAAAUCGCGAUACAUUGUUGCAGUUUUUUAAAGUUGGACCAACACUUAAAAUUCUACAGCAGAUAGAUGAGUUGAGAUCAAAAGGUUAA
Messenger RNA from Pocillopora meandrina, 1296 nucleotides. The record is from the annotation of a GenBank genome assembly. Lineage: Eukaryota; Metazoa; Cnidaria; Anthozoa; Scleractinia; Pocilloporidae.